AUGCAGUUGAAACUUAGCGCCCUCGCAUCAGUCGCCGCUCUUGUGGCCAGCGUACAUGCAGCCACCGUCGGAACAUACUAUUGCACCCAAGCAAGCUUCCAGGGCGCUUGUGCGUACACCUCGGCUGAAUCUGGCACCUGCGUCACUUUCGCAACGGGAAGCUUCUGGAAUAACGUUGUCACGUCUAUGCGCCCGGAUAUUGGCGUAGUGUGCACCCUGUACAAUGGGUUAAACUGUACCGCGACGACUUUUGAGGUCAAGUCUCAGAACAACAAUAUUACCUGGGCGAAUAAAAAAGCCAGUUCUUACCUGUGCACCUAG
This is a messenger RNA of Desarmillaria tabescens, 321 nucleotides long. RefSeq lists its product as uncharacterized. The coding region runs from base 1 to 321 and encodes 106 amino acids. The record is from RefSeq and is a predicted model, not a curated record. Lineage: Eukaryota; Fungi; Basidiomycota; Agaricomycetes; Agaricales; Physalacriaceae. The transcript has 3 exons.